Teleopsis dalmanni is the source of this 835-nucleotide messenger RNA. RefSeq names its product troponin C-like. Lineage: Eukaryota; Metazoa; Arthropoda; Insecta; Diptera; Diopsidae. The record is from RefSeq and is a predicted model, not a curated record. The transcript is spliced from 6 exons. Gene Ontology annotation, molecular function: calcium ion binding; enzyme regulator activity. Bases 167 to 640 code for a protein of 157 amino acids.
UGCGCAAAACGAAACGAUCGAAAGGUGAUCUUCUAAUUGAUUAGGGACGGAAAGUCGAGCGAUUAUUUCAGUCCGGAACCGUGAACGAGACGCACGCAUUUUUGUUGCGUUUUAAUCCACGAAAUUUUGAUUCUCUCCUGUUCUUGGCUUAAUUUUCAAAUACAAAAUGUCAGAGGAAGAGUAUGAUAAGGAACAACUCAGAAUUUUGCGUAAUGCCUUCAAAGCCUUCGAUCAUGACGAAAAGGGCGUUAUUGACUACGCUGAUGUGCAGACAAUAUUAGAAAUACUUGGACAAAAAUUAGACGAUAAAGCCACAAAAACUUUGAUCAAAGAAGUCGACAAGGCCAACAGUGGGAGAUUAAAUUUCAAUCAAUUUUGUCGUCUAGCAGCGCGGUUUGUUGAAGUGGAAGAAGAUCAAGGCGCCUUAGCUAGUGAACUUAAAGAAGCGUUCCGUGUUUAUGAUAAAGAGGGUAAAGGUUAUCUGACGGUUCAGACGCUACGUGAUAUUCUUCACGAACUCGAUGAUAAAUUGAGUAAAAAUGACUUGGAUAUGAUCAUUGAAGAAAUUGAUGCUGAUGGCUCUGGUACUGUUGAUUUUGAUGAAUUCAUGCAAGUGAUGACAGAUAACUUCGAAAAAUAGGUCUUAUAAAAUACUUAGUAUAAGUAUAUUCUGAAUAUAUGUUAAGGUUAUGUCAUAUCAUGGACGUGGAAAAGAUUAGCAACUAACCCGUAAGCGAAAAGCAUUGAGGAAAGUGUAAAAGACAUUGAGACAUCAUCGAAACUAUUGGUAUACAAUAUACAAUAUACAUAUAAGAAUUUAUAAUUAUAUAUUAUU